AUCGCUUUGUGAAUCGCAUACUGCCUAUCACGCUCUGUCUAGUGGGGCAUGUCGUUAACCUCAACCUUCGGUGGACGAUAUAUAAAUGGAGGCUGUAGGGCUUCGUGCUUUACUUGUGGUCUGCUUAUGUUGUGAUCGGCAAGGAAAGCUCCUGCGUCGACAUUUAAGUUGUGACGCGCGACGCGUCCGGUGCAUUUAGUGGUGUUUGUGAUUCCGAGUUUGACUCGCACUCGUGGACACUGACGCUUACUCAAAUUGUGCUUCUACACGAAGCCCGCUUCGUUUUUUGAACUGUCGGUCGUUUUUUCUUCAAAGUGAAAGCACACGGAGGGAUGCGAAAGGACUGUCGCGACUGUCUGGGCAUCAGGUACCGUAUUUGCACCCUGCAUCAGACGUGGAAGUGGCUGCAUCAGACCCAGAGUCUGCACGAUCACCUGGUCUCUAUGAUCUCUUCUGAAAAAGACGCCUAGAAAGUUGGUAUUUGAGCAGAGGCAUAUUGAACUAUUUUUAAUAGCCAACCAGCUUUCUUAUUCUGCCAAAGAAAUAAACAGAACUGAUUUCUCAAUAGUUACUGUUGAGACAGCAUUUAUUUGCUACUAGAUCUAAUACUGCUUACUUACAUUUAAAGAAAAGAACGGAAAAAUGGCCCAAGCAAUGGCUCAGAACAUGUUCAGAAUCUCCCAAGUGUCUCUGAACAAUGUGGUCAGGUGCAAUGCUUAUGCUUUUGCUCCAGCCACCUCUCAAGCGAAAGCUUAUUCAUCAGCUUCAACAACUGAUAAAGAGAAAAGUAAAAAUCCAAUUCAAAAAUCAGUUUUCAUCUCGCAGUCGACUGACAUUUUUACCAACCUUGCUUUGGAAGAUUGGAUGUAUCGCAACUUUAAUUUCAACAAUCAUCAUGUCUUGCUUAUGUGGCGUAAUUCUCCUUGUGUUGUAAUUGGGCGUCACCAGAAUCCUUGGGUAGAGACUAACACCACAAAUGUGGCUCACCAGGGAAUGGAGAUUGCUCGUCGUAAUAGUGGUGGUGGCACUGUGUAUCAUGAUAGAGGCAACCUUAAUCUCACAUUCUUUACCAAGAGAGAAGAGUACAACCGCAGGAAUAACUUGGAGAUAGUGUCUCGAGCCCUCUUCAGAGAGUGGGGUAUUGAAUCGGUAAUAACACCAAGAGAAGAUAUUGUUGUGAAAAACACCUACAAACAGCAGAUUUCUGGCACCGCUGCAAAACUAGGUCGACCCAAUGCUUACCAUCACUGCACUCUGUUGGUUGACGUUAACAAAGUAGCUCUUCGCCAGUCUCUCCACAAAGAAGAUAAGGGAAUUGUAACAAAUGCUACCCAAAGUGUGGCUUCACCCAUCAUGAACUUAUGUGAAAUCAAUCAACAUGUGAAAGUGGAACGCAUGUUAGGAGCAGUUGGUUGGGAAUAUUUGCGUACUUGUCCUGAAACUCUCGAAGACGGUGGCCAGGAUUUAAUCAACAAACAGAGAGGUUUUCAGCUCAUUAAUCCAACAGAUAAUUGGUUUCCAGGUCUUAACAAAUUGAAAGAAGAGCUCUCCAGCUGGGAUUGGCGAUUUGGAAAAACUCCAAAAUUUCAAGUGAAUAAAUCCUUCCGUGUACCUAAGGAAUUUCUGGGAGAGGGAGAAAUGGGUGUUCAAGAGCUGAAGGUCUCCUUGGAAGUGAAUAAAGGAAUUAUAGAUGACGUAACUCUGAAGCUCCCACCUGGUUUAUUGUCAACCAAUGGCUUUCAUGGAGAAGUAGACGUGGUUACUUCUCUGAGGGGACAGCCGUUUUCUGAGCGAGCUGUGGUAUCACUGGAGAACGCUUUGCAUGAUAUGAGUACGAAGGAAGGCAACCUGCAGGGCAAGAGCCAGUUUGUCAUGAACUGCAUGCGUCAAGUGAUGCAAUCUGUAUGACCCUAUAGAAGCCGAGCUUCUCAUGACGACCUUUUGCAAUGAAUAAUGAAAAACCUUUGGUACUUGGAUUGAUUAGCUGUUGUUGGCUAUAUAUGGCUCAAUUUUUGUAGUAAAGGGUUUUUAUAUGAGAGUAUUUUAGUGACUGCCUAGAACAUGGUGUAUAAUUUCAAUAAAUAAUCAAUUUUUUUAAUUAUGUUGUUGCUGAUGAAAAUACUUUUCCACCAAGUUCUCCAGGUUUUCCUUACUUUGUACUAUAUACAGGCAAGUGCCUUAUAUCUGUGAUAUUGCAGAAGUGAGAGUAGCAACUUUCUGCGAGGUGUGAGUGUAAAACACUUGAAUUUUUUAAAGUGAAUCUCUGAAGACUUUUUUGCUAUGUUGGUGUGGGUAUAUUGUACAUGCUGACAGAUUAUUUGUGUAAACAGUAUAUUUUACGUGAGCAGUUAUAUGUAAAUUAGAUGAUAGCGAAUAAAUGCCGUCUUACAGUCUUCUACUAGGUUUAUUUUUAAGAUAGACCAUUAGCUUAGUUGACUAGUGGCAGCAUUAUUAGAUUCCUUAGGAGGCCAUAGCCUUGGUGUAUUUGUUUAGUUUUGUGUGAGAGCAAGUCUCACUUGGCCUGUGUGAUAUUGUUUCCCUUAAAUUUUCCCUUAGGUUGUUACAACUGGGACUACAAGAAUGCAUCAUAUCAACAAUUGUACAUUAGCCAUUUUUUUUGUUUUUUAUUUUAAGUUUCUAUAAAACAUAUAUUUUGCUGUGUAGUCAUUCUUGUUUGCUUGUAAAGCAUUCUAAAGCCUGUAGUAAUAUCAGACAUAUUCUGAUAUUGCCUUUUUAUACAUGUAUUAUUUGCUAAAGCUGUUAUUGUAAUUUCUUUUUGCUAUAAUUGUAAGAAGAUUUUUUACUAUUCACAUGUACUCUUGCUGCAUAAGCUAGUUCAUGGAAAAAAAUAUAGCAGUAGAGAAGGCAUCAAUA
Messenger RNA from Gryllus bimaculatus (two-spotted cricket), 2874 nucleotides. Lineage: Eukaryota; Metazoa; Arthropoda; Insecta; Orthoptera; Gryllidae. The record is from the annotation of a GenBank genome assembly.